This is a messenger RNA of Rhea pennata, 4269 nucleotides long. RefSeq lists its product as uncharacterized. Gene Ontology annotation, molecular function: protein binding; GTP binding. The transcript is spliced from 3 exons. Bases 109 to 3891 code for a protein of 1260 amino acids. The record is from RefSeq and is a predicted model, not a curated record. NCBI's taxonomy places the organism in Eukaryota, Metazoa, Chordata, Aves, Rheiformes, Rheidae.
CAAGAGCAGCACUCGCAGAGCAGAGCCCUCGCUCCGAAGGCUGAAGUUGCGUGAACAGGCCACCCCCCAGCAGCAGCAAGGCCCCGCCGAAGGCACCCGGCACCCGCCAUGGACAACGCGGACGACGUCGUGGAGAUGCCGGCGCUGGGACGCCCCUUCCAGCUGGGCAUGCUGUACGACUGCCGCAAGGACAUCCUCGUCCCAGGCAUUUCUCUGUGGGAUCUGGACACAAUCCAGAAGAACGCAGAUGCAAAGCCACAGUGCAGGUCAGAGUUUAAGAUCAUCACAUCUGACUCCAUGGAGGACAAGGCCUCUGCCCUUGGUAUCGAGGCAUCCCUGCAAGUCAGCUUGCUCUGCGGCAUGGCAAACGUGAGCGGCUCAGCAGAGUAUUUAAGGGACAACAAGAGCUCCAGGCGCCAGGCCCGUGUCACCCUCCAGUACUUGAGCACAACGCAGUUCAAGCAGCUGAUGAUGAACCAGCUGGGGCGGCAAAACCUCUCUCGCCCUGAUGUGUUUGACCAAGGCACAGCCACCCACAUGGUCACGGCUGUGCUAUACGGGGCACAGGCUUUCUUUGUGUUUGAUCGGGAAGUUUCCGAAAAUGAAAACGUUCAAGAAAUACAGGGGAGGCUGGAGCUCGUUAUUGCUAAAAAACUACAGGUCAAACCAGAUGGUAAAGGAUCGGGCAAAAUGGAUGAAAAAGACAAAUCAUUCACUGAAAAAUUUAGCUGCCAGUUUUAUGGUGACUUUGCUCUUAAGAGCAACCCAGUUACCUAUGAAGACGCCAUGCAAGUUUACGCUGCCCUCCCCGAGAUGCUGGGAGCAAACGGGGAGAAGGCCGUGCCUGUGAAAGUCUGGCUGUACCCCCUGACCAAGCUGGACUCCAAAGCGGCGCGCCUGGUCCGCGAGAUCAGCUUAGCACUGGUCUUUAAUGCCCAGGAUGCCUUGGAGCGACUGGCGGAGCUGGACAUGUGUUGCAAUGACAUGCUGAUAGACCCCGUGGCCACCAGCUUCCCCGAAAUCAAGAGGAAACUGCAGCAGUUCAAGGAUCUCUGCAAGCAGCACCGACUGGCUUUCCAGAAAGAACUGGCCGCGAUCUUACCCUCCAUCCGCGGAGGGGAAAAAGAGGAACGACUCCUGAACGAUAUUUUAACUUGCUAUCAGCAGUCCCCCUUCAACAUCAGACAGCUCAAGGAGUUCCUGGAUAAAAAGGAGCAGGAAAUGACCUUCCUGAAAUCCCACCUUUCUCUCCUCAAGGACGUGCCAGUUGUGUCCUCCCAGAACCAGCUGGAUAAAAUUGUACUUGACCCCAUGAAUCAGUUUGUCAUUUCCUUUACAUUCACAAGCUUACAUGAAGAGGAGCCCUAUCUGUCCAGUUUGAAGCUCUGGCUUCAGCCCAAAUCGACUGCGAACACUCAGGAUUUGGCAUCAGCCAGUUCCAAGACAAAAGCCAAAGUGUGGUUUGAAGACAAAGCGGUGAAGCAACGUGCCCGCAAAGCAGCAAAAGCUCUCUCAGAUUUUGCCCGGGUCAACAAAUCUAGUGAGAAGAUUCGAUUUGUUACGUCCUCCAUCUUAGACAAGACCAAUCCAGGAGCAUCAAUUUAUCUGUAUGAGGACGGAGAGCUGGUCAGCACCGACUUUGAGCCUCCUCCAAAGCCUCCUUGUCCCACAGCAGACAAGAUUAAACAUGACAGCGUGCAACUCACGUUCAAACCAUACAACUACAGAAAGGCUGCAGUAAUCCGCUACUGGGUGGAGUACAGGCUAGCUGGGCAGGAGAGCUGGAUCGGCCGGGAAACAACAGACACACAGGGGACAUUCACUGUCACAGGACUGCACGCCAACACCGAGUACCAGUUCCGGUACGCUGCAGUGAGCAGGCUAGGGUGGAGCAUGAGCAGUGACAGCACUAACACCGUGAAGACACUUCCCACCAGCCCCCCUACGCAGCUUGUCCCCACUGCUACACACUCAUCUGCCAUCACCCUCUUCUGGAAGGCACCAGCCGUUGUUGGACGAGGUGCCUACAUAAGGGAGUACCGGGUGGAGUACAAAGAGGAGGCAGGAGAUCCAAGUCACCGGGGAGAGGGGAAAUGGAAAAAGCAACCGACAGGCAAGAAAGUAGAGAGCUUUACAGUUAGGGGCCUGAAGCGUCUGACGCUCUACAGCUUCCGCGUGUCGGCUCUGUGUGCAGACGCGGCUGGCAGCGACCCCAGUGAAGAAGUGUCCAGUACAACAGCAGCAAAAGGUUCGGAGGCAUUAUCUCAGGUGUUCCUCCAGAAAAGCUCUCUAGUAGAAAACGGGCAGCCUGCAGUUUAUACCCUGCCCCUAGAGAAGGUAGAGAAGAGUUCUGAAUGCCCUUAUUUGAAAUACGUGCUGGGAGCGGAGAACCUGCUGGCUCCUACGAAGGUCAUCAUGGUGGUAGGAGCCACAGGGUCCGGGAAGACCACCCUCAUCAACGGCAUGAUCAACUACAUCCUGGGAGUGCAGUGGGAGGACAACUUCAGGUUCAAACUGAUCCAUGAAACCACAAACAGAAGCCAAGCUGAGAGUCAGACAUCAGAAGUGACGGCCUACGAAGUGAAUUUCAGGAAAGGUUUCAGAGUUCCCUACAACCUGACCCUAAUAGACACCCCCGGAUUCGGUGAUACCAGGGGAAUAGAGCAUGACAAACUGAUAACACAGCAGAUCCGGGAUGCCUUCUCCGCCCCAGGGGGCACUGACAAAAUAGACACCAUCUGCAUCGUUGUUCAAGCCUCGCUCGCCCGCUUGACGCAUACCCAGAAAUACGUGUUCGAUUCCGUGCUCUCCAUCUUUGGGAAGGAUGUAAGAGACAACAUCCAAAUCCUGGUCACCUUUGCAGAUGGGCAGACCCCGCCUGUGCUAGAAGCUAUUAAAACUGCUGAGGUGCCUUAUGCCAAAGACGCCAAGGGGAACCCUGUGCAUUUCAAAUUCAACAAUUCCUCCCUGUUUGUCUGCAGUGCUGGAGCAGAUGACAGCAGCUCUCACUUCGAUGCAAUGUUCUGGGAAAUGGGGGCCAUAAGCAUGCAGAAGUUUUUCCAGUCUCUAAGCAACAUGGAGAGCAGAAGUCUAAAGCUGACAAAGGAAGUCCUCCAAGAGCGGAGGCAACUCGAGGUGGCUGUGGAAGGGCUGCAGCCACAAAUCGAAGUGGCACUGAAAAAGCUAGAGGAGCUGAGGAAAACUCAAGAAGCUCUGGUGCACCACAAAGAUGAGAUGGAGGCCAAUAAGGACUUCGAAUACGAGGUAGAUAAAGUUAUACCUGUACAGAAGAUCAUCUCUGGGACUGGGCAAUACACAACAAACUGCCAAAAUUGUCACUGCACUUGUCAUUAUCCGUGCACCAUCCCGGACGAUAGCCACAAGUAUGCCUGUAUAGCAAUAGACAAGACCUCACUCCGUUGCACCGUGUGUCCUGGGCAGUGUCGCUGGAACACUCACUUCAACCAGAAGUACACGUUUGAGUAUGAAACAGUAAAAGAGAAACAGACCUACACACAGCUGAAGGAGCAGUAUGAGAAGGCACAUGGCAAGAUGCUCUCUAGUAAGAAUCUGUCUGAGAAGCUGCAACAGGAAUAUGAAGACGUGAAAAAGAGUUUGCUAGGUCUCAUUACUAGAUCAUCAAAGAGUCUCCAGCGCUUGCAAAAAAUUGCCCUGAAGCCCAACCCUCUCUCCACUCCAGAAUACAUCGAUCUGCUGAUCAAGUCAGAAGAGCGUGAGCUGAAGCCUGGCUACAUGGACCGAAUAGAGUCUCUCAAGGAUAUAAGGCAGCAUGCUGAAAUCAUACAGAAGAUUGCAAACAAAGAGGAUCUCUUGCCUGGAGAGAAGGCUGUGUUUGAGAACACAGAAACUCAACAUUCUCUGAAAAAAUAAGAAUAACCUAUUCAAAGAUUUACAUCUCAAGCUACGUAGGAAGAAGAUGUAACCAGUGAUUCCAAACAAGGUAGACAGUUUAACCCCAGUGUGGGUCUCAUAGAGGUUUUAAGCCUUAAGGACCCCACUUCUAACUCUCAGCUCUCUUGCAUGUUGCUCAAGUGAUAGUCGAAUGGGAUUAAUGUGCUUAGCUGUAAUUAUGACUGAUCAAGCUUUGUAUGAACCUCUGCUGCAUUAGAACUGUUAGCAGCUCUGCAGGACAGCUUGUCUGCGAUGACUGGUGUACUAAAAUACAUUAUGCCUUUCUGGUUUAUCCAAUGCUUGUUCACGCUUCAUGAAUGCAUGUGGCAAUAGUCACCCAGCUGAAUAAAAGUAGAC